CGUCUUAGUCACACUUCAGACAGUUAGUGGCCACCGGUGGCCGGAACCCAUUCCCAGUUUAGGUCGGAAGCUCGUCGCGAACGGUUACACGUGGAAAGUGAGGGUGGAAAUUUGAGACACGAUUCGAAUGAUCGGUUGAUGCAGCGUGGGAACUUUUUUUUCCUGGAGGAAUAUUGGAUUGUGAAGAUUGCAAGUGAUGAUGAUAUAUGAUUCAUUAUUGUUAUUGGAGUGAAGAAGAUAUCAAAAGUUGUUUGAUGAAAAGUGAAAAGUGUAAAAAUUAAGUCUGGGCUUCUGUUUUUGAAAGUGAAUUAUUUAGGAAAACAAAAGUGAUCACUUUGAUACCAUAGAAAACAAGUGUUGGUUUUCGAGAGAGGUAAUUUCGGAAAUGUGACAACGGAUGAACAAUUUUUCUAGCUCUAUUGGGAGGUUAACUUUCUCACUUGAUGAGAUUCCAGACACGAGUUGUUUGCAAAUUUAGAGGUGUUAAUUUUAGUUUACGUUGAGAAUGGAUUUAUUUUGAGUGUAAAAAUCGGGUUCGUAUUUCACCGAGACGUAUUGGUGCUCAUAGCGGAAAUAGUGUGAUAGGAAAACUUUGAACCGAAGGGGAAGUCGUUAUAAUAUUCGUGUAAUCAUUCGUGAUACUCAUACGUUUAUUUUUAACGGAAAGUGAAAUCGGCGUAAGAAGAAAAACACUCCGUUGAAAACCCUCCCAAAGUAAUACUGCACCUAUGUGGGUACUGCUAAAAGUGAUAUAGUGAAACCAUUCAUCCCGAGCUGUGGAGAAACUGCCAAAAUGUUACAAAAUAUGAAAUGACCCUCAUCGAAUUUGCAUAAUUUUGGAUACAAUAUAUUCAGUGAGAGUGUACGUCUGCAAACCGAAAAGUACUGGUGCAUGUGAUAAGGUGUUUUUCGUCGUCCAAAAACUAACAGCAAGUGUCAUAAAAGCAUUUUUUUCGGUUACGACAUGGCUGCGUUUGCAGCAAAACUGGCCCUUCUAAGGGUGGCAUUGUGUGUGAUAGCGAUUUCAAGCGUGGUAUUUGGCGAAGCUGAGCCUCAACUGAAUUUGCCUCCGUAUGGCGGAGCGGUGACUCCCACCGGUAGACCACAGAUCUUGCCGAAUAGUUAUACCGGUGGUCCAGGGGGACAGCAGCAGCAAGGUGAUUCGCGAAAGGAAGGUAACAAUUAUGAUCAGAGCCGCAGUGAGCGGUUUGGUCCACCGUAUGAGGAUGGGGAUGACGACGAGGAGAAUUAUCCUCAGGGAAGGAGCAACGACGAUCGACAGGAUCGGCAGAAUAGGCCAUUCUCCUACGACGAUCGAAACCAGUAUCGCAACGACGACGAUUACGACUACCGGAACCGGAAUCGCAAUCCGUACGAUCGCGAUCGCAACCGGUACGUGUCCGACGUGGACAAUCCGGACCUCUACCAAAACCGUCAACCGUACAACCCCAACCAAGGUGACCGUUUCCGCAACCCGGACGGCCGCUACAAUCCAAACCAGCGGCCUUACGUCAGCGAUGUGGACAAUCCAGAUCUGUACCAAGAUCGUAAUCCACCUCCGUACAGUCGAAAUCCGAACGACGAUCGCUUUGAUCCAAAUCGGAGGCCCCAGUUCGGACCUCCCAACGAACGGGACUUCGAGAGGGGACGCCCGCGGGACUCAUUUUUCCAAGGGCCGUUUCGCAGCCCAGAAGAGGAGAGGCGCUUCCAAGCGGAAACGGAAAAAUUACGAUCGUUUUUGACGGAAAUUGAUCGCAAGAGUUCGCUCGAGUGCUCGCUGAAUGUGGGCGCCCAGUGGAACUUUGAGACGAACGUCAACGAGGCGACACAGGUGGAAGCGAUCGCUGCCCAACAGCGUUACAACGACUUCCAGCGGCUGCUAUGGGUUCAGAUGAGCCGUAUCGACCAAUCCAAGAUAUUCGACGAUAAGCUGUACCGCCAAGUCCGGUUGAUGUCUAUCAUUGGACCGAGUGCCCUGCCACCGGAUCAACUCGAUAGGUACAACCGGAUCGUCAACGACAUGCUGGCGAUCUUCAACGGUGCCGACAUUUGUGCCUUCGAGCGGCCAUUCGAGUGCGGUUUGCGGCUUCAGCCCCACUUGAAAGAGAUUAUGGCCAAGAGCAGGGAUUGGAAUGAGCUGCAGUACACGUGGUUGGAAUGGCGUCGCAAAUCUGGAAGGCAUAUGCGAGAAUUAUUUGAACAGCUAGUGGAUCUGACUAAUGAUGCGGGACGGGUUAAUAAUUUCACAAACGCUGCUGCUUACUGGCAGUUUCCGUACGAGUCCCGCAACUUCCGCGAAGAAAUGGAACAAGUCUGGAACGAAAUUCUUCCACUAUAUGAAAUGAUCCACGCCUACGUCCGACGAAAGCUUCGUGAAUUCUACGGUCCGGACAAAAUCAACAGAAAUGCUCCCCUCCCUGAUCACAUCCUCGGUGACAUGUACGGUCAAAGUUGGAACAAUAUCCUGGACAUCGUCAUUCCCUACCCUGGACGUAGCUUUUUGGAAGUCACUCCGGAGAUGAUCAAACAAGGCUACAAUCCGUUGGUGAUGUUCCAAAUCGCGGAGGAGUUUUUCGUAUCGAUGAACAUGAGUGCCCUUCCGCCAGACUUUUGGCUGACGUCAAUCUUUACUCAACCACCAGAUAGGCCAGUUCUGUGUCAACCUUCCGCGUGGGAUUUCUGCAAUGGUAAAGAUUACCGCAUCAAGAUGUGCACUUCGGUGACUCACAAGGACUUCAUCACCGUGCAUCACGAACUUGCUCACGUGCAGUACUUCCUCAACUACCGCAACAAUCCCAAAGUUUUCCGUGACGGUGCCAAUCCAGGUUUCCACGAAGCAAUCGGCGAUGCGGUAACUCUGUCGGUUGCCUCACCGAAGCACUUGCAGAACCUGGGCCUGGUGCAGAAAAAUGUGGACGACACGGCGCAUGACAUAAAUUUCCUGUUUUCGUUGGCACUGGAAAAAGUGGUUUUCCUACCGUUUGCCCUUGCCCUUGAGGCCUGGCGGUACGACAUCUUCGACAAGCGGGUCCGGAAGGAGCAGUACAACUGCCACUGGUGGCUGCUGAGGGAACAAUUUGGAGGUGUGAAACCGUCGGUACUUAGAUCCGAACUUGACUUUGACCCCGGAGCGAAGUACCACGUGGCGGCGAACAUCCCCUAUGUCAAGUACUUCUUCUCCAACGUGCUGCAGUUCCAGAUUCAUCGGGCAAUGUGUACGGCUUCACGGCAGUACGACCCGCUGGAUCCGAACAAACCCCUGCACAAGUGCGACAUCUAUCGGCAACCGGCAGCUGGAAAUAUUCUGAAGCAAUUGAUGGAACGAGGUGCAUCUCAACCGUGGCAGCAGGUUCUUCAGGAGGUAAUUGGCGAAGGCCGGCUCGAUGGCACAGCACUACGGGAGUACUUCAGACCGCUGGAGGAGUGGCUGCGGAAUGAGAAUCUCCGUACGAAUGAAUAUGUUGGUUGGAUCUACGAUGGGGACUACUGCAAGCAUAGUAUCGAAACGGCCAACCUGCAGGUGUACGGAGGGUUCUACAACGGGGGAGUUCAGUUGCAGCUCAGUGUUUCGCUGGUCGUUGGAUUGUAUCUCUUUGUCCAGGCACAUGUACACCAGCUGAGGCUCGUUUAGUUGAGUGUAUGGUAACUUGGAAUGACGGCAUUUUACUAGCUCAGUAGAUAUUAAGCCAGUACUUCUAGAGUAAGCUGUUGGUCGUGAAUUCCGUUAAACUUGUAAGAUAAUGUCAAUUUCAAAGUAGUGUCAUUUAAAUAAUUUUGAAGCCUGGAAAGUUGUAAAGUAGAGACGUAAAAACCCCUCUUUAAAAAAAGAAAUUGAAUCAUGAAAAGUUAAACAAAAUAAAAACGUUAUAAACACAUAUGGUAAAAGUGCCAAAUAUUUUGAGAAUCGUGAUGAAGCAAAAAUAAUGGAUAAAAUAAAACAUUGAAGAGCACAAUCAAAGA
This is a messenger RNA of Aedes aegypti (yellow fever mosquito), 3960 nucleotides long. RefSeq names its product angiotensin-converting enzyme (gene Ance-3). The transcript is spliced from 11 exons. Gene Ontology annotation, biological process: proteolysis. Gene Ontology annotation, molecular function: metallopeptidase activity; peptidyl-dipeptidase activity. Bases 965 to 3631 code for a protein of 888 amino acids. The record is from RefSeq and is a predicted model, not a curated record. NCBI's taxonomy places the organism in Eukaryota, Metazoa, Arthropoda, Insecta, Diptera, Culicidae. Gene Ontology annotation, cellular component: plasma membrane.